Molecule: messenger RNA, 1356 nt
Organism: Danio rerio (zebrafish)
Lineage: Eukaryota; Metazoa; Chordata; Actinopteri; Cypriniformes; Danionidae
Source: RefSeq, a predicted model, not a curated record
CUGAUGGAGGAACACUGAUAGUUCCGCAACUGUUUAAAAACAGUGUUAGCCACAGAGAGUCUGUCUGUUUAAAGAAGACGUGCAUCUCUUCACACGCUCAGUCCAUCAGUUUCUGUUGAUCUGCUGCUCUUCAACACGAUAGAUUUGAUGCUGAUGUGGCUCAGAAUGGCUCCUGCUCUUCAUCUGAUCUUUCUGCUCAUCAUUCUCAGGGUUUCUGCUGCUGGUUGGGGUGUGAAUUACAGUCCUUUACACAUCUGUGCACUACAAAACUCAACAAUGACAAUCAGCUGCACUUUUACAUACCUGACUCCUGGAUAUCAGAUCAUGAAAGUGUUCUGGAACAAAGACCUUGUAUAUAAUGGAGUAGAGUUUGCAGAUCUGUCUGAGGACCCUGAGUACAGUCAGAGGCUUCAGUAUCUGGGAGAUAAACAGCAGAACUGCACCGUCAGACUGAGUCAUGUGACAAAGAAAGAUGAACACGAGUAUCUUUUCAGAUUCACUGUUAAUGUAUCUUAUUGGAAAUGGAUUGGUACUCCAGGAGUGCGUCUCUCAGUCACAGAUCUUCAGCUGGAUUCUCCUGAGAGAGUGACAGAAGGAGAUUCAGUCCGUCUGACAUGUAACAGCAGCUGUAAACUGACUGAUACACCAACAUUCAUCUGGUACAGAAACUCACACACAUUGACUAAUAUUGGAGAUGAACUCAACAUCAGGUCAGUCAGUAGAACAGAAGCAGGACACUACAGCUGUGGUGUGCAGGGACAAACCUACAUCUCUCCUGCUGUUUAUCUCAAUGUCACAUAUGCUCCAGAUACUCCUGUGAUCUCCAUCAGUGGACCUGCUGUAAUAAUGUCUGGAGAUUUAGUGACUCUGAACUGCAGCAGCGACUCAAACCCUCCUGCUCUGAACUUCAGCUGGUUUAAAGAAGAAACAUUUGUAGGAUCUGGAAGAAUCUUCAACAUCUCCAAGAUCAGCUCUGAUGACAGUGGAGAAUACAAGUGUAGAGCCAGAAAUGACCAUGGAGAGAAAUACUCUGAUCCUGUGACUUUAGAUGUUCAGUGUGAGUUUAUGAUGAUCUCAGACACAUAUGCAGGUCUUGAUCUCCAGUCUGUGACCUCUGACCUGUACGACACACUCACAAGCGUUCACCACAGACCUGCUGAAAACUCCUGCUCCACUCUUGAUCCUCAGAGCUCUUCUGAACAUCACAAUCCACCAGUAAGAGACAAUAUCAGCCAUAAACCCUCUCAGCAGCAGUUUGAUUAUUGGAUGAGCCUCGUCAAAGAGUUUAAUGUGGUUGAGCUUCAGUCUUUCUUCAUCUUAUUGUCUGUUCAGAUCAACAGGAAGAGGCUGCAGUGA